This is a messenger RNA of Procambarus clarkii (red swamp crayfish), 687 nucleotides long. NCBI's taxonomy places the organism in Eukaryota, Metazoa, Arthropoda, Malacostraca, Decapoda, Cambaridae. The record is from RefSeq and is a predicted model, not a curated record.
AUGGGCUACAACACAGCUGCAGCCUACAAGACAGCUGCAGGCUACAACACAGCUGCAGCCUACAAGACAGCUGCAGGCUACAACACAGCUGCAGCCUACAAGACAGCUGCAGGCUACAACACAGCUGCAGCCUACAAGACAGCUGCAGGCUACAACACAGCUGCAGCCUACAAGACAGCUGCAGGCUACAACACAGCUGCAGCCUACAAGACAGCUGCAGGCUACAACACAGCUGCAGCCUACAACACAGCUGCAGGCUACAACACAGCUGCAGCCUACAAGACAGCUGCAGGCUACAACACAGCUGCAGCCUACAAGACAGCUGCAGGCUACAACACAGCUGCAGCCUACAAGACAGCUGCAGGCUACAACACAGCUGCAGCCUACAACACAGCUGCAGGCUACAACACAGCUGCAGCCUACAACACAGCUGCAGGCUACAACACAGCUGCAGCCUACAACACAGCUGCAGGCUACAACACAGCUGCAGCCUACAACACCAACACAGCUGCAAGCUACAAGACAGCUGAGGAGGAAGGACAGCAGCCUGGAAAGACAGGCAUUGUGGAGGACCAAAAGAUUGAGGGGAGGGCUGAGAAGAAGGACUGUGUCGAGAAGGGAAAGAGGGCACAGGAGACUGAGAAGACUGGGAAGAAAGGCCGGAAACACCAGACGAAGAACCUUUGA